Hyalella azteca is the source of this 1587-nucleotide messenger RNA. RefSeq lists its product as uncharacterized. The record is from RefSeq and is a predicted model, not a curated record. The transcript is spliced from 11 exons. Lineage: Eukaryota; Metazoa; Arthropoda; Malacostraca; Amphipoda; Hyalellidae. Gene Ontology annotation, molecular function: protein binding. Bases 1 to 1587 code for a protein of 528 amino acids.
AUGACCUACAUGAAGGUUUUGAUGCAGGACAUGCUCGAUGUUGGUAAUGUUUUAAGGACCUACAUGGAGGUGCUGAGGCAGGACACACUCGAUGUAGGCAAUGCUUUAAUGACCUACAUGAAGGUAUUAAGGCAGGACACGUUCGAUGUAGGCAAUAUUUUAAUGACCUACAUGGAGGUGCUGAUGCAGGACACGUUCGAUGUAGGCAAUGUUUUAAUGACCUACAUGGAGGUGCUGAUGCAGGACACGUUCGAUGUAGGCAAUAUAUUGAAGGCCUACAUCAGCUUCAGCGACCGCGACAAUGACAACAACCCCAUGAGUCACUGCGCCAGAACCUUUCACGGCGCCUGGUGGUUCACGGCGUGCCAUGAGUCGCACCUGAACGGCCGCUACCACCGAUACCCUCACCGCAUAUCCGGCGACGGCAUCAACUGGAUGACCUUCAAGGGACUCGGCUACUCGCACAAAUUUACCCUCAUGAUGGUCAGGCCUGCUUCAUAUUCCGUGGGGCGCGGCGCUCCUGACGGUAGAGUCGCCGGCGACUCGAGGUCCACACUUUACGCUCCCCCGACCAAAGCAAUGGCUUCACAGUCAGAUUGUCGUGAUAAUAUUGCACAUAGCCUCUUGACAACGGAUGAGCAUGGCUACACUGCUCUUCAUCAUGCAGUUCUGGCUACUGAUCUCGAAAUGUUAAGGAAACUUCUUCCAUAUGCAGAUGAUAGGUGCAUCAACCAAGAAUCCCGUGACCGAUCCACUGCACUUCUGCUCCUGUGUAGAAGGUUCACCUCGUCAUCAGUGUCAACGGCAGCGAGUGGUCCCCGUAUAGAGGAAGAGAUUUUGUUGAGCCUCCUCGAAGCAGGUGCUAACCCUAACCUGCCGCAACAGGAUCCUAUUUCCUUGCCCCUUUUAUGCGCUCUGGAGAGGCAUUGGUGGCGGGGCGCUGAGCUGCUGCUGGAUGCGGGAGCGAACCCCAAGGCAACGGACUCGGAGCACGAUCAGCAACCAGCCACAUUCUUUGCCAGUGAUAACGUUGAGAUACUGCGAAGACUGGUUAAAGGAGGGUGUGAAAAUGAAAUGGUCGGCCUUUGGAUUAAAGAAAAACGCUAUAGCGAAGCCCAGCUGAAGCAGAUGGUAUUUGCAGAGCACGAUUUUGGGCCGGGCUUCGUCACAGAGACUCUGCUAAGUGAAACCAUGUCGUUCCCGGACCCUAGCUGCUCAUUCUACCUCUUCGAAAACUUUAUUAUAUCAAAUUUCAAUCUUAGAAGUAUCUUCGCGAAAAUCUUUCAGGAUAGAACAACGAACUGGAAUUGCAGGGUGAAAUACGUGACUACAGUGACUAACUACAUCGUCCGAAAUGCAGAGAAAAAAGAAGAACUGCUGUUCCAGCUUUUCUUGCGAUCUUUCCAGUACUGCCAAAAAAUGCCCGGAUUUUGCCAAGGUGGCUGCGGCUGGGAUGUUUCUCCAGAAGGACCAUUUCUUAAAAUACAGCUGGAUAUGCUUAAACAAAUAAUGGAAAUAGCGGAGAACAACGGUCUGCCGAUUGAGAUUUGGAAUUUGAACGAAGCAGAGUGCAGAGUGUUUAAGUAA